Molecule: messenger RNA, 2177 nt
Organism: Anolis sagrei ordinatus
Lineage: Eukaryota; Metazoa; Chordata; Lepidosauria; Squamata; Anolidae
Gene: MSI2
Product: musashi RNA binding protein 2
Biological process (GO): central nervous system development; regulation of translation
Cellular component (GO): cytoplasm
Molecular function (GO): mRNA binding
Source: RefSeq, a predicted model, not a curated record
GAGAGAGAGGCAGGCAAGCAAGCAAGCAAGCAAGGAGGGCGCUUGAGCUCCGCUAAGCCGAGCUGAUCCCACGUGUGGACGGGUCUGCCUGGCUCCUUCCUUCCUUCCUUCCUUUCAGAUAGGGCAGAGGAAGGGGUGCGACGCUGAUUGAGGAGCAAAGGGGUGAAAGCAGAAGGAAGGAAGAGGAGAGAAGAAAGGAAAGAAAGGGGGGACUCCAGGAGGAGGAGGAGGAGGAAGAGGGUGGGAGAGGGGUUGCCUGCUCUUGAGAGAGAGAGUGAGAAAGAGAAAGAGAGAGAAGAGCUUCUUCCUUUCUCUCUCUCUUUCUUUCUCUCUUUCCUUCUUGGUCACAGAGCCAUGGAGGCGGAGGGGAGCCAAGCCAUGUCCGGCCCCCCUAACGACUCUCAGCACGACCCUGGCAAAAUGUUUAUUGGCGGCUUGAGUUGGCAAACCUCACCAGAUAACCUUAGAGAUUAUUUUAGCAAAUUUGGAGACAUCCGAGAAUGUAUGGUCAUGCGAGACCCGACCACCAAGCGCUCCAGGGGGUUCGGUUUCGUUACCUUUGCGGAUCCGGCAAGUGUAGAUAAAGUAUUAGCUCAACCCCACCACGAAUUAGAUUCCAAGACGAUUGACCCUAAAGUUGCAUUUCCCCGACGAGCUCAGCCUAAGAUGGUCACAAGAACAAAGAAAAUAUUUGUAGGUGGAUUAUCGGCUAAUACGGUAGUGGAAGAUGUAAAGCAAUACUUUGAACAGUUUGGCAAGGUAGAGGAUGCUAUGCUUAUGUUUGACAAGACCACCAACAGACAUAGAGGUUUUGGCUUUGUAACUUUCGAGAAUGAAGAUGUGGUGGAAAAAGUCUGUGAAAUCCAUUUUCAUGAAAUCAAUAAUAAAAUGGUGGAAUGUAAGAAAGCACAACCUAAAGAAGUGAUGUUCCCGCCGGGGACAAGAGGAAGGGCUCGUGGAUUACCCUACACCAUGGAUGCUUUUAUGCUGGGCAUGGGCAUGUUGGGUUACCCAAAUUUUGUCGCCACCUAUGGCCGAGGAUACCCUGGAUUUGCACCCAGUUACAGUUAUCAGUUCCCAGUGCUUUCCGUGGGAUCUUCAAUCAAACCCAGUUACCCAGCCCUUUUACCAUAUUUAAAUGCAAGUUUUCCAGCAGCAGCCUAUGGACCAGUAGCAGCCGCGGCGGUGGCAGCAGCAAGAGGAUCAGGUAGGGGGGGCCGUGGAAGAGGCAGCUACAUGGCAUACCCGCAGAAUGCAGGGCCAGGGAUCCCCGAUUACGGUUUCUAUUCUCCGCCCGGUGACCUACGGGCUCCAUUAUCGUACGCGGACUAUGGUUCCAUGGGGCCUCGGGUGGCUCAGAUGUUGCGUAGCGAGCACCCUGCGUCAGCGAGUAACUCCCCCCUCCACCACCUUCCCAGCCCGGAUCAGUUUAAGAGCCCAGUCUUGAAUAGCUACAGUGCUCAACCGAAUUUUGGCGCACCCGCUUCCCCGGCAGGCUCCAACCCAGCCCGGCCUGGAGGCUUCCCAGGGGCAAACAGCCCAGGCCCCGUGGCAGACCUCUACGGGGCGGCCAGCCAGGACUCCGGUGUGGGCAACUACAUAAGCGCCGCCAGCCCCCAGCCAGGCUCCAGCUUUGGCCACGGAAUCGCCGGGCCUUUGAUUGCAACGGCUUUUACAAAUGGAUACCAUUGAAACGUUACACAGGGUUGGUUGCCAUCUCACUUGGAGAGUAUAUCUGGAUGUCCAGGCAAGACGGGAAGAAGUUUCUGAAUGGUUCCAUGUCGAAGUGAUACGUCAUCAGACUUCGAGCAUCGCAUUAUCCCCAAAAUAACCCACACAAACUGGAGGUGGCAUUCAGCCGAAAUCUCUAUCAUCUCAUGAACGUGCUGUAUUAUAUAGAACAACAGCUUUUGAAAACAAAACAAAAAUGUAUAUAUAUAUUAAUCCAUUUUCUUCAUUUUAUUAUUUUCUUUCUUGAUGUUUUCCCCCUCCUUUGAAUUCUAUUUUAAUCACAUUUUUGGUAGUAUUUUGACAUAGGCUUAGUAACGUAGAUCUGCUACUUUGUGUGUUUUAGGAGAAACCUAACCAUAAUAUAACUGUUUAUAUAUUAAGGAUUUCUUUGCUUUGCUUUUUAAUCUCCCUUCCCCUUUUCUUUCUUUUUUUGUCGCGUAAACAAA